Messenger RNA from Kluyveromyces marxianus DMKU3-1042, 528 nucleotides. It is a transcript of the gene EMA19, whose product is annotated as Ema19p. Bases 1 to 528 code for a protein of 175 amino acids. The transcript has a single exon. Lineage: Eukaryota; Fungi; Ascomycota; Saccharomycetes; Saccharomycetales; Saccharomycetaceae. Gene Ontology annotation, cellular component: endoplasmic reticulum. The record is from RefSeq and is a predicted model, not a curated record.
AUGGGUCGCACUGAUUCGCAUCCCACUGAAAAGAGCAAGGAAAUGCAAGUAAAGACACAAUUAUGGAAGAUUAAACUGUGGAAAAUAUGGUACUUAAUAAAUAUUCCCAUUAUGGCUUUUCUUGAUUCUAACGCAGUGAUCCCAGAAAAUCUACAGUUUACCAAGUUCAUGCUUGAAGGAUAUAUCGAACAAUUCCAUGAUUUCCUCUGUGCAAACCCUCCAAAGUGGUUGAAAAUUAUGACUUUGUUCGAAAUCUUCUUCCAAUUGCCAGUUGCAGUGUAUUGUCUAUAUCAAUUGCUUAACCUAUCCUCUUCCAAAGCGGUAAAAAAGACGCUAGCAAAAGUUGACUUCCUCUCUAGAUUGUAUGCGCUAAAUGUCAUCUCCACAACUGCUUUCUGUAUAUACUACGUGUGGGCAUUUGGCUACUAUCCCGAUCACGUGGAUGUAUCUUUAAGUUACCCGCACAAAGCUGCCCUCACAAUGGUUUAUGCACCAUAUGUGUUAGUGACAACGUUAUUCUUUGUAUAG